This is a messenger RNA of Panicum hallii, 1458 nucleotides long. Its product is annotated as exopolygalacturonase-like. The coding region runs from base 8 to 1255 and encodes 415 amino acids. The transcript has 2 exons. Gene Ontology annotation, molecular function: polygalacturonase activity. The record is from RefSeq and is a predicted model, not a curated record. NCBI's taxonomy places the organism in Eukaryota, Viridiplantae, Streptophyta, Magnoliopsida, Poales, Poaceae. Gene Ontology annotation, biological process: carbohydrate metabolic process.
CGACGAAAUGGCCCCCAGCAAUGUCGCGAUGACGGUGGUGGCCGCGGCGGUGGCGCUGCUGCUGCUGGCGCCGGCGCGCGCGACGAAGGCGCCCGAGACGGCGGACACACUGCCUGCUGGAGGGCCGCCGUCGGUGCCCGCGGGCCCGCUGGACAUCGUGCAGCUGGGCGCCAAGGGCGACGGCAAGACGGACAGCACGCAGGCGAUCCUCAAGGCGUGGAAGAACGCGUGCGACGCGACGGGGACGCAGAAGAUCGUGAUCCCGCCGGGCAACUACCUGACCGGCGCCAUGGAGCUCAAGGGCCCCUGCAAGUCCUCCAUCAUCAUCCGCCUCGACGGCAACCUGCUCGGCACCGGCGACCUCAGCGCGUACAAGAAGAACUGGAUCGAGGUCCAGAACGUCGAGAACUUCGCCAUCAAUGGCCACGGCACCCUGGACGGGCAGGGCCCCCUCGUGUGGAAGCAGAACGAGUGCCAGAAAUCCUAUAACUGCAAGAUCCUCCCCAACAGCCUGGUGCUAGACUUCGUGAAGAACGCGCAGAUCCGCGGCAUCACGCUGCUCAACAGCAAGUUCUUCCACAUGAACAUCUUCGCGAGCGAGAACGUGCUGGUGGACAAGGUGACGAUCACGGCGCCCGGCAACAGCCCCAACACGGACGGCAUCCACGUCGGCGACUCCACCAACGUGACCAUCAGCGGCGCCACCAUCGGCACCGGCGACGACUGCGUCUCCAUCGGGCCCGGCAGCAAGACCAUCCGCAUCCACGGCGUGCGGUGCGGGCCCGGCCAUGGCAUCAGCGUCGGCAGCCUGGGCCGGUACAAGGACGAGAAGGACGUGGAGGACGUGAAGGUCACCGACUGCACGCUCGUCGGCACCAGCAACGGCCUGCGCAUCAAGUCCUACGAGGACUCCAAGUCGUCGCCCAAGGCCACCAAGUUCCUCUACGAGGGCGUCACCAUGGACAACGUCUCCUUCCCCAUCAUCAUCGACCAGAAGUACUGCCCCAACAACAUCUGCGUCAGGUCCGGCGCCUCCAAGGUGGCCGUCUCCGACGUCAUCUUCAGGAACAUCCACGGCACCUCCAACACGCCGGAGGCCAUCACGCUCAACUGCGCCAACAACCUGCCGUGCCAGGGCGUGCAGCUCGUCAACGUCGACAUCAAGUACAACAAGUCCAACAACAAGACCAUGGCCGUCUGCAAGAACGCCGCCGGCAAGUCCAUCGGCCUCGCCAAGGAGCUCGCCUGCCUCUGAACCAUCUCAAUUGAUUGAAUCCGUCCGUCCGUCCGUUCCUCCACGCAAGCACCCGUUCAUCCGUGCCGUCCAUAUUACACAAAACUAAUCAGUCCGAGGUUUGAUUGAUUGAUCUUCUCUUUAUUUUCCCCCUCUUCAUUUUUCUUUAAAUUUUGGGCUAAGAUGAGAGAAACCAAUCAAAAAGAGAAAAAAAAAACCAAUCA